AAUGGAUUCAGUCUAAUAUUUCUUCAGUGCUUCAAAAAAUUGUUAACCAUUCUUGUAAAAAAUUACAAUCAUAUUGUAUUCACGCAAUUGUCAGCAAUCCAAACUUGUUAUUUUAUUCUGAGGAAUUUAUAAAUAUAGAAGAAGAUAUGCUUAUAAAUAUUUUGGAAAGAGAUGAUUUUAAUAGAAUGCGCGAAAUUGACGUUUGGAGUUUUGUUUUGAAUUGGGGAAUUACAAAUACUGUGGAAUUAAAGGCUGAUGAUGGUACGGAUAAUGUUGAAGAUGUUGAAAAAUGGUGUGAAUCUGAUUUUAAAGCAUUAUCAAAAACUAUUAAGAAAUUAAUUUGUCAUAUUCGAUUUUCUGAGAUUUCACCUUGUGAUUUUAACUCUAAAAUCAAACCCUAUGCAAAAAUAUUUCCUCCUUCACUUUGGGAUGAUUUACAAACUUAUUUUAACUCUAGAUGUUACACUAAAUCAGCUUCACUGCUUCCACCACGACGACGUAUAAGUUCUGAAAUUCUUUCAAAUGAACAUGUAUCAAUAUUAGCAAAUUGGAUUAAAGAUAUUCAAAGAAUGGACAUUACAGCUACAUCUCCAUACGUAUUACCAUAUGCUUUUAGGUUAUUAUAUAGAGCAACAAGGGAUGGGUUUGACUUAGAACAUUUGCAUAAACGAAUAGAGACAAAGAAAAGUUUUAUAUUUAGUUUCAAAAGCGGAAGUGAGAGCUCCAAUAAUAUAAACAGCAUUAGCAGAAACCGUAUUGACAACAGUGAUUAUAUUGCAACUAACGCUCCUGUACAAUCAAAGCCUACGAUAAUAUCGAAAAUAAGUCGUAUUAAUCCAGAAAUGGCAGAUAGAGUAGUAUUCGAUUCUCGUGUCAGUCAUAUAUGUUUUGGCGGAAGUGAUCUAAGAAUAGGUGGUAUCUUAAAUCCUAAAAGUGGUUACACAAGGUCACAAUAUUAUGAAACGAAAAUUAGAGAAUUUCAAGGGUUGUUUCACAUUGAUGAUUAUGAGAUAUUUUCAAUUUCCAAGCCAUCGUAG
This is a messenger RNA of Dentiscutata erythropus, 1037 nucleotides long. The record is from the annotation of a GenBank genome assembly. Lineage: Eukaryota; Fungi; Glomeromycota; Glomeromycetes; Diversisporales; Gigasporaceae.